AUGGAAGAACUAACUCGACUUUGGGUUGUAAGUUUACAUUCUCUUGUUAUUUUUUAUUGUAUUGAGAUUAUUGUUUAUGUUUUAUCUAUAUUAUGUCACAGUGUUCUCUUCUGUGGUUUGUUUAUAAGAUUUGCUUUAGAUAAGCCUUUGCUUUAAGUCAAGGUCUUAUUAUAAUAGUAAAAACUUUGACAAAAAGCUUUGAUAUUAUGCAGCAAAAACAAAAUUUUAGAUACUAAAUGUUAUGUCGUUUUAGGAAACCUACAACCAUUCACAGUUAAGCCGUUUGACGUUGUUGUUGCUGGCCUUCUGCACUUUGGUGGGAGUUGUGAUAGCUCUGUUCGUGUUUCUUUUGAUUUUGAUCGGGAUAUCCAAGGGUAUCAGGAGGAAAUUUUCCAAGCAUUACCGAGAACAGAAUAUGAGAAACGAAGUAGCCGAGGAAUUCACGAGUUUCUUGUCCCAUCCUCCCAAGGAGAACACGUUGUACAGAGAGGACAGUUGGUUGAAGGUAUUCUUUUACGAUAAUAUAGCUAAUAUUGAAAUGGAGUUGUUUAGUUGGGUAGAAUAUUGUUUGGUUUUGCUCCCAAUGUUGUUUUAGAUUGUCAAAGACGUUAUUCAUUUAUUAACUACAAUGUUGUUUUAGUUUGUUCGAAAUUGGUUCAGCUACGAGGACGAAAGGUCUCCAGAAGUCCCAAAAAGGCGGGUUCGAAAGAUCAUGACACCAAGGACGUUGCUGGGGAGGAGUGCAGGGCUGAGUGCGAAAAAGAAUGCUCUAGAUAAUGAAGGAUUCGAUGACAUCGAAUCUGGGAAUUUGGCAAUGUCUGCGUAAGUUAUUAGUAGUGUAAAAUGAGGUAAAAACUAUUGUUAGUUUGAUUCGAGUUUUUUAAUCUAUUGUAAAGUAUUUUUAAAGAUAAUAUUAAAACUUGGUAUCUUCAUAAUGUUCAAUUUAAACGCUAUUUUAAAUAUUUAGUCCUAAUAUUAUUGUAGGCCCGAGCUAAACUCCACGCUGAACUACUCGUCGUUGGGCUUCGAGCGGAUCAACCUAACAGCGAUCGACGAAGAAUAA
Molecule: messenger RNA, 1063 nt
Organism: Bursaphelenchus okinawaensis
Lineage: Eukaryota; Metazoa; Nematoda; Chromadorea; Rhabditida; Aphelenchoididae
Source: the annotation of a GenBank genome assembly